Molecule: messenger RNA, 1505 nt
Organism: Neltuma alba
Lineage: Eukaryota; Viridiplantae; Streptophyta; Magnoliopsida; Fabales; Fabaceae
Product: thaumatin-like protein
Exons: 2
Coding region: 662-1405 (247 amino acids)
Source: RefSeq, a predicted model, not a curated record
ACAAAAAAGAAACUGAACAAAUUUAUGAUUACAAAAGAAUUGUUUAUAAUGAAAUUGUAGAAUAAUUCCCAAGUGCUCAUCCAUAACUGAAAUCUUACACUACAAUGCCGGACAAAAGCUCAAAGAAUAAAUACACUGUGUCAUGUUCAUGUCUGAAUUCAGAGAGAAACACAUCCAUUAUCCAUUAUUAUAAUCAAAUAUCAUCAUAAAGCAAAAUGCAGGGGGCACAACAUAAUUUUCGUCAAGCCAAAGAUAGGGAUUAGAUCCUUGCCAUCAAAAUCCGUAUAUCUGCUAACCCUAACCUCUAAAGGCUACGAACAAACUUUAAAAAAGAAGCAAAUAUAUACCGGAUCCUAACAGUGAAAAAGAUGUCGAUCACCUCUUAACACUAUGCACUAUGUCUGUGCUUUUCAUGGUUUGAUUAAACAAGACUGUAAUGAAGAACCCUGAGUUACGAAGCAAUGCAUAUAUGCUGAUCUUAAGGAAGAGAAAGCUCCAGAUUUGGUGGUGGAUAAAAAAUCAGGCAAAAGCUUAGUAGGAGUGACACUGGUGAGAGUAAAAAGCAGUGUUCUGAUCUUUAAAAACCCACAUCCAACCAACUUCUAUAUAGCUGCCUUCACCACACUUCAAUCCUACUUUGAGAACGAAGCUUCAACAAUUAAUGGCAACAACUUCUUCCUCUGUUCUCCUUCCUCUUCUCUUCUAUCUUACUAUCCUUUGCCCAGUGAUAGAUGGAGCUCAGCUCGUAGUUGUGAACAACUGCACGGAAAGUGUGUGGCCUGGAAUACUGGGUAGCACCGGCCGACCAACACCAAGGGACGGAGGGUUUCACCUCGAAAGCGGAGAAGAAGUAAUACUCGACGUCCCGGAGAAAUGGUCCGGUCGAAUUUGGGGAAGGCAGCAUUGCGCCUUUAACAACACGGGCCACGGAUCAUGCCUAACCGGCGAUUGCGCGGGGAAACUCCAAUGCAGAGGCAAAUCAGGCAAUCCUCCGGCAACAGUGAUCGAAAUGACUCUGGGAUCGUCCUCUUCUCCGCUGCAUUUCUACGAUGUGAGUCUGGUGGAUGGAUUCAACUUGCCCGUUUCGAUGAAACCGAUCGGAGGCGGAAGAGGCUGCGGCGUGGCGGCGUGCGAGGUGGAUCUGAACUUCUGCUGUCCAUCGGCUUUGGAAUUGAAGGUGGGAGGAAAUGUUGUGGGAUGUAAGAGUGCUUGUUUGGCAACUAAAUCGGCGAAGCAUUGUUGUACUGGGAAAUUCGCAGAUCCCAAGGCUUGCAAGCCGACUCUAUCAGCUCAUAUCUUUAAGGCUAUAUGCCCAAGCGCAUAUAGCUAUGCUUACGAUGAUUCUGGAAGUCUCCAUAGUUGCAGAGCUUCCAGGUAUCUCAUCACUUUCUGCCCUACCAAGUAGAAGCUGGAAUGCUGAACUGCCAUUAGAUCUGCAUACGUUUCUAUGCUGAUCUCCGACUUUUGUUGUAAGUCAUAAUCGAAACUUUUCGAUUUAGCAUCAU